CGGCCUCAAAGUUUGCGGCGGGCGGGCGGGCGCGGAGCCUCCAAGAUGCCGUUCCACCCGGUGACGGCGGCGUUGAUGUACCGGGGCAUCUACACCGUGCCCAACCUGCUGUCGGAGCAGCGCCCGGUGGACAUCCCCGAGGACGAGCUGGAGGAGAUCCGUGAGGCCUUCAAAGUGUUUGACCGAGAUGGCAACGGCUUCAUCUCCAAGCAGGAGCUGGGCACAGCCAUGCGCUCGCUGGGCUACAUGCCCAAUGAGGUGGAGCUGGAGGUGAUCAUCCAGAGGCUGGACAUGGACGGUGACGGCCAGGUGGACUUUGAGGAGUUUGUGACCCUCCUGGGACCCAAGCUGUCUACGUCAGGGAUCCCAGAGAAGUUCCAUGGCACCGACUUCGACACGGUCUUCUGGAAGUGCGACAUGCAGAAGCUGACGGUGGACGAGCUGAAGCGGCUGCUCUACGACACUUUCUGCGAGCACCUGUCCAUGAAGGACAUCGAGAACAUCAUCAUGACGGAGGAGGAGAGCCACCUGGGCACCGCCGAGGAAUGCCCCGUGGAUGUGGAGACCUGCUCCAACCAGCAGAUCCGCCAGACAUGCGUGCGCAAGAGCCUCAUCUGCGCCUUCGCCAUCGCCUUCAUCAUCAGCGUCAUGCUCAUCGCAGCCAACCAGGUGCUGCGCAGUGGCAUGAAGUAGGCGCCGCCUGGCGCAUGCAGUGCCGGGCCCGCUCCGCACCACCAUUGCCGCCCGCAGCCCUGUCCCUCAGCUGGCUCCCAGGUCCACCACCCACAGGUACUACUCCAGGGCCUGGACGUCUGGCCGCUGCACCCCUCUCGCCCCACAGGCCUUGCAUGGAGCUGGGGCCCGGCUGUGGAGGACUGGAGGUGGCUCUGAAGAUGGCCCCCAGGCCCCGCCACCCUGCGCUCACCCAGUCUCUAUGUAGCGCUAACUUCCCAAUGUCCCAGGGGUCCUGGGAAAUGGAGGAAUUUAAUUAGAGAGGAACUCCCAGCACCCAGCCACUGCUAUGGUCCCUUAGGCAGGACAGGCAUCCUGAAUCCACAGGGCAGAAGAGGCAGAGGCUGCUGGCCUUCUCCCAGAGAAGGGUCCCUGCCUCUGACCUUCCUUCGGCCCAAACCCAGUCCUCCUCCCCCACACCUGCUGGUGCCCAAGCCUGCAGAUCUCACGGGCAGUGGCCUGAGAUCUGACCUGGGUUUGCCUUCGGAGAACCCCCCCCCCCCCUUUUUCAAGAAAGGCAGAAGUUUGCAGUGGAGGUAGCAUCUUAGGUGUUCCCAAGGCCUCCAACCUCGAGGUCCCCCCCACCAAAGGCCCUGUAACUAAAGGCUGUAUUUCCUCCCCCAUCCCACCCUGCAGCACAGAACCCAGAACUGGAAUCUACUGGGGAGGAAGCAGGGCUGAGGCUGGGAGGGCCUGACUAGCUGAGCAGCCAGGGCACCGAGGCCCUCUAGCUAGAACCUUGGGAGACCACCCGCUGGGCCGAGGAGCUGGUAUAACCCAGUGCCAUGAGUGCCAAGAGGCACGGUGAGCCACUCUUCCUGGGCCCCCCACUCCUCUGCACCAAAUGCUUAAUGCCAGCUUGGCACGGGCGACGUGGAGGCUGCGAGUUCUGCCAGUCUGGGAUGGCAGAUGGAGGCCUGGGGCGCCUCUCUGCAGACUUGGGCUGCUUACCACCUGGGCUGCGGCACAGCCGCACCUCUGCCAGGCUGAGGCUCUGCCCCCUGACCAGGGACGGGGGGACGCAGCCGAGAAUACUGGCAGGAGAAACACACACCACCACCAAGACGCUUCCUGUCCAAGCAUCUGGAAGUUUCCUUGCCCAUCUUCUGAAGACA
This is a messenger RNA of Dipodomys spectabilis (banner-tailed kangaroo rat), 1847 nucleotides long. It is a transcript of the gene Cabp7, whose product is annotated as calcium binding protein 7. The coding region runs from base 46 to 693 and encodes 215 amino acids. Gene Ontology annotation, molecular function: calcium ion binding. The transcript is spliced from 5 exons. The record is from RefSeq and is a predicted model, not a curated record. NCBI's taxonomy places the organism in Eukaryota, Metazoa, Chordata, Mammalia, Rodentia, Heteromyidae.